Salvia splendens (bonfire salvia) is the source of this 633-nucleotide messenger RNA. RefSeq lists its product as uncharacterized. Bases 1 to 633 code for a protein of 210 amino acids. Lineage: Eukaryota; Viridiplantae; Streptophyta; Magnoliopsida; Lamiales; Lamiaceae. The transcript has a single exon. The record is from RefSeq and is a predicted model, not a curated record.
AUGGAUAAACCGCCGGAGCAUCAACUCGCCGCCCCCAUCGACGAAGAAAAAGCACCCUCCCUCCGGAAACGGCACCUGCUGAGAUGCUGCACCUGCGCCGCCGCCUCGCUCUUCUUCGUAGCCAUACUCGCCAUAGCCCUAGCCUUCACCGUAUUCCGAGUGAGGGGCCCGGUUUUCCUGCUGAACGGCUCCACCGCGAACCUCGACCUCAUCCCCGGCACGCGCCUCCCGCGGCCGGGCUCCAACGCCACCAUACGCGCCGACGUCUCGGUGAGGAACCGGAACUACGCGUCGUUCCGGUACGGGAGCUCGGCGUCGGCGGUGUACUACCGCGGGGCGGCGAUCGGGGAGGCGCGGGCGCCGGCGGGGAAUAUGGCGGCGCGGCGGACGGCGAGGAUGAACGUGACGGUGGUGAUCGUGAUGGACCGGGUGCUGGCGCAGCCGGGUUUCGGGUCGGAUGUGGAGGCGGGUCGGGCGACGAUGAGCUGGCGUGCGCGGAUUGGCGGGAGGAUGAAGUUUUGGUUUAUUAAAAAACACGUGACGAUGAAGAUGAACUGUACGGCCACGGUUGAUGUUGUGAAGAUGGAAGUGGCGGAGUAUAAGUGUAAGCCAAAAAUUAAGCUAUUUAGAUAA